Molecule: messenger RNA, 816 nt
Organism: Entrophospora candida
Lineage: Eukaryota; Fungi; Glomeromycota; Glomeromycetes; Entrophosporales; Entrophosporaceae
Source: the annotation of a GenBank genome assembly
AUGAUUUUAGUAACUGAAAAAAGUAGGGAUUUAUGUAAAUGGUGCAUAUUGUUGUGUCACGGACUGAUUUCUUUAAGUUUGAAUUAUCUUCCACCGAACGAUCUCAAAAAAUACCUUCAUCGUAUUGAACAUUAUAAUAUUAGUGGUGUCGUUGGUAAUGGUGGCGAUAGUGGCAAUGUAGAAGAAGUAACUGACUUUGACGAAAAGAAGGCAUUUAAAAAUGAAGAAAAAACAAAUUCUUCAAACGAUGAUGAAAAGAAAGCUCUUAUUCCUUCAGAAAAACUGCUCGAAAAAACAUCUGCAACCUUAAAUAUUCCUCCCCCAAUUUCACUCAUUGGACAAGUUUUAUUAAAAAGAUGUGAAAAGCAAUCAUUGGAUUUAAAAAAUAGAUAUCGUCCAGCGAUUUCUUCCUCACUCAACCCAAAUAGAAAACCAUCACCACCAAAUAAUAAAAAUAAUACAGGGGACGACGACCUUGCUAAAAAUUAUCCAAGUAAACGUUAUUCAACCCUUGCUAAUUCAAGACCUAAACCUAUUUACAGAUUUUUUAAUCAAAAAUCAAAUAUUCUUGAAAAAGCAUCAACUGAUCCAGAUGAAUAUCAUCAUUACACAUCGAGUAGAAGAUCAUCAAAGAAUAGAAAUCAUCAAGAUGAUGUUAGUAUUACAGGUAAUAAAAUUAUUAAUGUUGGCGAUGAUAAAAAUAUCAGAUUGGAUUGUGAAAGACCAACAUUUCGUCAACAACCACGUACAUCACAUACAAAUAUUACUCCUGCUGUAACUUUACAAGUAUCUAGAAAAUGUUUGAAAAUUAUGUAG